Messenger RNA from Acanthamoeba castellanii str. Neff, 1230 nucleotides. Its product is annotated as acetyltransferase. Gene Ontology annotation, molecular function: acyltransferase activity, transferring groups other than amino-acyl groups. The transcript is spliced from 6 exons. The coding region runs from base 1 to 1230 and encodes 409 amino acids. The record is from RefSeq and is a predicted model, not a curated record. NCBI's taxonomy places the organism in Eukaryota, Discosea, Longamoebia, Acanthamoebidae.
AUGCGCAGCAGCACCUGGAGCAAGUCAGCAACACGACAUACGCUUCCGACCUUCUUGUUGGCAUCGCAAAGCAGACAGUCGACCCUCCUUGUUUCCCGAUCUGCACGAGCAUUUUCUCCUGCGGCGCCUACUGCAUUCAUUUCCUGCGCAUCUACAUCGGCAACUCCUCUUUCCCUCCUGCGCAGUCGACCUGCACAGCUGCGCGGCUUCCACUCCACCCACGUGCAAAGUCGCCGACCGCUUGGACCCGCCGCUACUCGCCUCAUCUACACCGAAUUAAGCACCUCCAAGACCUUCUCUGCUCUCACUACCAUGCUCAGGAGAUCGUCUGGUAACAAAGCAGACUCGCCCACCAAGGGCCAGCUGCAGCAGUUCUGGGAGCGAUGGAUCGCCGAGCGGCCGCAGCACCCUCGGUGGAGCACAGCCUGGUGGUGGGACAUGUUCAUCAUCUUCACCGUGUUUGGCAUCACCGGCUCGUCCACCAUGUUCUUCGUGCGACCUUUCAUCACCAAGUUCCUGAAGCUUGAAGGUUCGAUGAAGGAGGGUCCUUGGUCCUACCGCCUCAUCUCCGUGGCAAUCAUCAUGCCCAUGUAUUCUCUCAUCCUCAUGUGUAUAGCGACGAUCUUUGGCAGGCACGCCUACUUCAAGAAGGUGGUUAUGCGGAUGUGGGGGCGAUUCCUUCCCAGCAGGUGGAUGAAGACCAUCGAGGGCAAGAAAGAGAAUUUGGGGAAUGCCACCACCUUCGCACUGCCAGCUGCGGCCAUACGACCUGUCGAGCUGCCGGGCGACCUGGCCGCGGUGCGGAGCCUGUUCCGCGAGUACGCCGAGGGUCUGGGCAUCGACCUGGGCUUCCAGGACUUCGAAGCCGAGCUGGCCGCCCUGCCGGGCAAGUACGAGGUGCCCGCCGGCCGGCUCCUGCUGGCCUGGCGUGGAGGCGAGGCGGUCGGCUGCGUGGCCCUGCGUCCGCUCAGCGGCUCUGAUGCCGGCGCCUGCUGCGAGAUGAAGCGCCUCUACGUGCGGCCGCAUGUGCGCGGCGAGCAGCUGGGGCGCCGGCUGGCCGAGCGCAUCUGCCAGGAGGCGCGCGAGGCCGGCUACUCGCACAUCCGCCUCGACACGCUGCCGACCAUGACCACCGCGGUCAAGCUCUACACGGCGCUCGGGUUCACACCCACCGCCCCCUACGUCUUCAACCCCAUCCCCGGCGCCAUGUUCCUCGAGCGCGAGCUGUGA